AUGUCUUGGUCGGAGAGUGAAGCCGGUGUCUACCAACGCCCCGUUGGCGAAAACGAAGAAUUCAUCAAGCUUAUCGGGGAUCGUGCACACGGCCUUGGUCGUGAGCAUUGGUCUGUGACAUCCAGCGCAACAUUCCAGCUGGCACAACCAAUCGAAGACGAAAAUAUCGUCCAAAAAUGUCGUCAAGCAUGGAAGAAUCUUCGUUUCCAGCACCCAAGCAUUGCUUCCACGGCCGGAGACUCCAAGUUGAGCUACAACAUCCCCGACGACAAGACUCUGGAUUCCUGGGCAGACGAGACUUUGCACAUAUGUCAGGACAAGGAAUCCCUAGAAGACUUGGUUGCGUCCUUCAAACCCACCAAAUUCGUGACGGCCCACCUGCUGCUUCGCGAGUCGACAAUUGUGCUUCACUUUCCCCAUUGGCGUACGGACGGCUACGGCGCUCUUCUCUUGAUCGACGCUUUGCUUGAGAAUCUGAAAGGAGGGAUCACUGGCAGCACAAAGGUACCAGGCGAGCAAGUUUGGGGACAAGAGGUCUCUCGCCUUGUGCCAACCGUGGAAGACGUUCUCAAACUGCCAGAAGAAGCCACUCCGGAAGUCUGUGAAGAGGCAAAGAAGUUUCUCGCUACAGCAGCUCUUCUUCAUGGAACAGUCGGUCUUGAGGCUUCGCCUGAAAGUGAAGGUGCUCUCCCAAAAGGCACGAAAGGUGUCAAUACUCGCCUCUCCCGCAGCGACACGGAGCGAAUUGAGAAAGCCUGCCUAGAACAAAACUUGACACUGGAAGCCGCAGUGCAAGCUUCCUGUGCUGCAUUGACUUACCAACAGGCCGCCGAAGAUCAAAAAGAAAAGCCAUACACCAGCACAAUGCGUUUCAGCCUACGCCCGUUCAUGGACGCUCCGUGGAAUGGAGCCGAGUUCGCCUCUGCGCUUUGCACUGGUGGCUAUUUGGAACAGGUCCAGGCUUCAAACUCCUGGCUGCAGAAUGCAAAACACUAUACAGACAAGUACAACAUUGGGGUGACCAAGGACUUUUUGCAGACUCGGCGCCAAUAUGCAAAAGCGUGUCUGAGUGCUUUGCGUCAGACUCCGCCCCCAAAACCUCCAGCUUCAAGCGAGAUCGAUAUCUCCAGUGUCGGUGACGCCGAGAAGCUCGUUUCACCGCAGUACACAGACGAGGACGGCAGAGUAGUGAUCGAAGUUCGAGACGUAAGCAUCGGAGUCGAGACACUGAGCCGACAAGUCUACUGCUUCCUGUGGAAGUAUCACGGUCAGCUCGAGCUGCGUCUGGUGUACAACGAAGCGUUCUACGAUGUUUCACGGAUGGAGCGUAUCAUUGAUGGGUUACGCAAAGUACUUUUGGAGAACUUGUGCAACUAG
Messenger RNA from Zasmidium cellare ATCC 36951, 1377 nucleotides. RefSeq lists its product as uncharacterized. The transcript has a single exon. NCBI's taxonomy places the organism in Eukaryota, Fungi, Ascomycota, Dothideomycetes, Mycosphaerellales, Mycosphaerellaceae. The record is from RefSeq and is a predicted model, not a curated record. The coding region runs from base 1 to 1377 and encodes 458 amino acids.